Molecule: messenger RNA, 1029 nt
Organism: Exophiala spinifera
Lineage: Eukaryota; Fungi; Ascomycota; Eurotiomycetes; Chaetothyriales; Herpotrichiellaceae
Exons: 3
Coding region: 1-1029 (342 amino acids)
Molecular function (GO): arylformamidase activity
Source: RefSeq, a predicted model, not a curated record
AUGAGCGACUGCUCCGCCGUCCCCGAUUUUGAUUCUCUCCCGCCUGUCAAGGGCAUGCCUCAAGGGUGUGCAUGGGGGUUGUUCGAUAAGAAUGGGAAGAAGGAUCAGUUUGGUUGUCUAAACUUGCUUACUCCAGAGGUCAUCAAGGAAGCCUAUAAAGAAGCCAGGAAAGGUGUAACUGUAUCACUGAACUGGGAGAUGAAUGCAAUCCCCAAGCCGGCAUUCGGGCGUAAAGCACUUGUCCAUAAAGUCAUAUCCGAGAAGACUCGCCCCGACAACAUCCAUGUAUUUGACGACGAGGUUGAGUACAACACGCAAUGUUCCUCGCAAUGGGACAGUUUAGUGCAUUAUCAUCAUCAACCUACCGCGACUGGCUACAACGGCUGUCAACCAACAGUGACUUCGCUUGAACAGCCAUUCGGCCAGGAGGACAAAAACGGCGACCUGCCAACCCUGCAGCAUUGGCACAAGCGAGGAGGCCUGGUCGGUCGUGGCAUUCUGCUCGAUUACCAAGAAUAUGCCGCGGCAAAUGGCAUCAAGUACGAUUGUUUCUCGAGUCAUCGAAUUACCGUUCAAGAAUUGGAGGAAAUCGCCAAAUAUCAAGGCACAGAGUUCAAGCAUGGCGACAUCCUCCUUUUGAAAACAGGGUACACGCAAGCGCUCGAUGAAGCCGGUGCAGAGAAGCACACCGAAAUUUUUGCCGCCGGCAAGGCGGUAGGUGUCGACGGGACCGUGGAAACCGCGAAAUGGUUCUGGAACAAACAUUUUGCAGCUGUUGCGGGUGAUAAUAUGGCCUUUGAGACUCUACCGCCAAGAAGAGCAGAUGGAACUGUGGCCGGUAUUGAUGAGAUGGUGCUGCACCCAUACUUUCUCUCUCUCUUCGGCCUCAAUAUUGGCGAACUGUGGGAUCUGAAAGCUCUCGGCCAGACGUGCAAGGAGCUCGGCCGGUAUUCUUUCUUACUCACAAGCGCGCCUCUGAAUGUGGCAGGUUGUGUUGGCUCCCCGCCAAACGCUCUUGCCUUGUUUUAA